Molecule: messenger RNA, 1365 nt
Organism: Nicotiana tabacum (common tobacco)
Lineage: Eukaryota; Viridiplantae; Streptophyta; Magnoliopsida; Solanales; Solanaceae
Source: RefSeq, a predicted model, not a curated record
AUGGUGACUUUCUGGGGGUAUGAGACCAGAGCAGAUCUUCUAUUGCUCGAUAUGAUUAACUUUGAGGUUAUCCUUGGCAUGGACUGGUUAUCUCUGCAUCAUGACAUUCUACAUUGCCAUACCAAGACUGUUACAUUGGCGACGCCAGAGUUGCCUAGACUGGAGUGGAAAGGUUCAUCUAGUAUUGCAUCCAGACAGGUUAUUUCUUUCCUGAAGGCUCAACAUAUGGUUGAAAAGGGUUGUUUAGCCUAUAUGGCCUUUGUUCAAGAUACUGUUGUGGAGAUUCCCAUAUUAGAUUCAGUGCCUGUGGCAAGGGAGUUUUCCGAUGUAUUUCCUACCGACUUACAAGGCAUGCCACUAGAUCUUGAUUUCUACUUCGCCAUUGAUUUGGCGCCAGGCACCCAAACUAUCUCUAUUCCGCCAUAUUAUAUGGCUCUUAUGGAGUUAAGAGAGCUGAACGAGCAUGUUGUAUCAGGUAAGGGUAUGAAGGUGGAUCCCAGGAAGAUCAAUGUAGUUCAGAGUUGGCCUCGUCCUACCACAACGACUGAGACCAGGAGUUUCUUGGGGCUAUUAGGGUAUUAUCGUCAGUUUGUGGAUGGCUUCUCAUCUAUUACAGCUCAAUUGACUAGACUAACCCAGAAGGGUGUUCAAUUCAGGUUGUCCGAUGAUCAUGAGGCGAGCUAUCAGAAGCUCAAGACCGCAUUAACUACAACACUGAGGAAUUAUCUUUAUGGAGUGUCGAGUGAGGUCUACACCAACAACCGUAGUUUGCAGCAUCUGUUAAAGCAUAAGGAUCUUAAUCUAAGGCAGAACAUGUGGCUUGUGUUACUGAAGGAUUAUGAUAUCACCAUUCUUUAUCAUUCGGGCAAGACGAAUAUGGUCACGGAUGCGUUGAGCAGAAAGGCCGAGAGUAUGGGUAGUUUGGUAUUCUAUCUAGCAGAGGAGAAGCUAUUUGCUUUGGACAUUUAUUCCUUAGCUAAACGACUUGUGAGGUUGGAUAUUUCAAAGCCCAGUCACAUUGUGUUGUGGCUCAGUCUUCUUUGUUUGAGAAGAUUAAGGCUCUUUGACCCAAACAAGGCUAGGUUUUAUGGUACAGAUUUGGUAAAGGAUGCCUUGGAUAAGAUAAAGUUGAUUCAGGGGCGUCUUUGCAUAGCUCAGUCCAGGAAAAAGAGUUACGUGAAUCAGAAAACAUGGGAUUUGUCAUUUAUGGUGGGAGAUAAGUACCAUGCCGACAUGUCCUAUGUGUUUGAUUAUAGCACAUCUCAGAUGGAUGAGGGCCUAAGUUACGAGGAGGAGCCAGUUGCCAUUGUGGAUAGGCAGGUUCACAAGUUGAGGUCUAAGGAGAUUUCAACUGUGAAGAUCUAG